AGGGCGUGUAGGACGCCCUCUAAAGCCUUCCCUGCACCCCACCGGCCCCCAUGGCGCUUCCCGGCUCCUCACACGACCAGGCCUGGGGCUUGGAGCCGCCCGCUCCCGCUGCUCCUACCAACUCGUCCUCGGGCUGCCAGGAGCGGGAAGGCGCCGGCAGCCCGGUGGUGUCCGGGGGGCUUCCCCUGGAGAAGGUGAAGCGACCCAUGAACGCGUUCAUGGUGUGGAGCUCCGCGCAGCGCCGCCAGAUGGCGCAGCAGAACCCAAAGAUGCACAACUCGGAGAUCUCCAAGCGCCUGGGCGCGCAGUGGAAGCUGCUGGGCGAGGACGAGAAGCGGCCCUUCGUGGAAGAGGCCAAGCGGCUCCGGGCGCGGCACCUGCGCGACUACCCCGACUACAAGUACCGGCCUCGGCGCAAGACCAAGAGCGCGGCCGCCGGGCCGCCCCACUUCGGCCAGGGAGGCGGCGGCGUGGCUGGCGGCGGGCCGGUCUGGGGUCCCGGGUACGCGACCACGCAGGGGAGCAGAGGCUUUGGGUACCAGCCGCCCAACUACUCGACAGCUUACCUGCCUGCCGGUUACGGCUCUUCCCACUGCAAACCAGAGGCCUCGUCGCCGUGCUCCCUCCCUCAGAGUAACCCGAGGCUCCAGGGUGAGCUGCUCCCCCACUACAGCCCCUACCUACCCCCAGGCUCCCCCACUGCGUACAACCCUCCCCUGUCAGGGACCCCCAUGCCCCUGACCCACCUCUAACUCUCAUGAACAUGGACCUCCCAGGAACGGCUUCACUCUCCUUUUUCACCCAGAACCUCCCACCCCAGGCUG
Panthera uncia (snow leopard) is the source of this 824-nucleotide messenger RNA. RefSeq names its product SRY-box transcription factor 15 (gene SOX15). The coding region runs from base 51 to 752 and encodes 233 amino acids. The record is from RefSeq and is a predicted model, not a curated record. The transcript has 2 exons. Gene Ontology annotation, molecular function: RNA polymerase II cis-regulatory region sequence-specific DNA binding; DNA-binding transcription factor activity, RNA polymerase II-specific. Lineage: Eukaryota; Metazoa; Chordata; Mammalia; Carnivora; Felidae. Gene Ontology annotation, biological process: cell differentiation; positive regulation of transcription by RNA polymerase II; negative regulation of transcription by RNA polymerase II.